Molecule: messenger RNA, 2205 nt
Organism: Pseudonaja textilis
Lineage: Eukaryota; Metazoa; Chordata; Lepidosauria; Squamata; Elapidae
Gene: ANKRD23
Product: ankyrin repeat domain 23
Biological process (GO): regulation of transcription by RNA polymerase II
Cellular component (GO): nucleus
Molecular function (GO): RNA polymerase II-specific DNA-binding transcription factor binding
Source: RefSeq, a predicted model, not a curated record
AGAGAGCACUGCGGCUCUGCAAGGGAGGACCAUGGAGAUUCUCAGCAUUCAGCAAUUGGUAAGUGAGGAACGUCCCGAAGAGAAAGUCGGCUGUUUUGCAGCACGGACGAGAGGCACAGCCUGGGAGUCUGAACGCUGGCGCUCUGGCCCGGCUGGGCCCUGGUGGGAAUCGGUGGAAAGAGAGAAGCAGAAAGCAGAAGACGAGAAGAAGAAAAAACUUGAGGCUCUCAAUAAUGCCAGGUUGAAGAUCGACACCUUGGAAGACUUGGCGGCCAUUGUCAAGCAUCACAAGCAGAAGAAGAAGAAGAAGUGUAAGAAAGUGGUCCUCCCCAAACUGCAGGAGCCAGAAAUCAUCAUCGAAUCGGUGGCGCCAGAGCAGUUUCUUGAUGCCGCGCUGGAGAACCGGAUCCUUGUGAUCGAUAAAUACCUGGCCGAUGGAGGAGACCCCAAUACCCAUGACAAGUUCAAAUGCACAGCCCUGCACCUAGCCUGUUUGCGGGGCCACAAGGAGAUCGUGGACAAGCUGCUGGAAGCGGGGGCCAAACUGGAGCCAAGGGACAUGCUGGAAGCCACCCCCUUGUUCUGGACUUGCCGCGGGGGACAUCUGGACAUCCUCAAGGGGUUGAUCAGCCGCGGAGCCAAAAUUUCCACCCGGGACAAGCUAUGGAGCACCCCUUUGCACGUGGCAGUCCGUACCGGCCACUCUGACUGCGCUGAACAUCUCAUUGCCUGUGGAGCAAAGAUCAACGCCCAGGAUAAGGAAGGAGAUACACCUAUUCACGACGCAGUCAGGCUAGGACGAUUCCAGGCGGUGAAGACCUUGUUGAUGUACGGGGCAAAUCUUAGCAUCCAGAAUGAGGAGGCGGUCACCCCAGUAGACCUGGUGAAGGACUGGCAGACAGGCAUCCGGGAAACGCUUCAAAUGUGCGCCAACCGGCAGCAAGGCCUAGCCAGGAGCCGCUGAGUGUGUGUUUGGGGAGGGCAGGGGGCUUGAAGUAAUGGGGUGUUGACUCUACAAGCCUCCCCCACCCUGUGACCAACUCACCAUCCUUGUCCCCCUUUUUUUUUUGCACCAAACUGGGCAGAUCUCUUGGACCCCUUUCAACAGUAAUAACAAUCCUGGGCUUCUUGCAUCCCCAGCUGAUGUGGGGCAACCGUCUGGGCUCUUAAGGCAGUGGUGGCCAACCGGUAGGCCGGGGGCCACUGGCGGGCCGCGAGAAUAUUUUGGUGGUCCGCAGAGAAAUGUUCUCCCAGGAAAGCAAUUAAUCCAGGCUGUGCGGGAACACAAGGCUGCCCACAUGGCCUGCCCACCCGUUGGCCGAGCGCAAACUUUGAGUAGAGCCACGCGAGCUGAAACUGGGAGGUGAGACCGACGGCCGGGGAGGGAAAUCCGCCCCGGGUGUGGCUUGCUGACGUUGGUGGGAAAGUCGGUCCCAUAUUCCAGAGCUGCCAGUAGCCACAGGACUGGCCCUCUGGUCAUCCCGGAGCAGCUCCUCCAGUCCGUGGGAGGCCGGUGUACCCGGGUGGAGAAGCAGCUGCUCCGGGAUGACCAAAGGGCCAGUCCUGUGACUCCUGCAGCUCUGGAAUACGGGACCGACUUUCCCACCCACAUCAGCAAGCCACCAUCAGUCAACAUUCAUCUUAGUGGUCCGCGGGGUUUAAAAUGAUGCGUUUGGUGGUCCCUGAGGUCCAAAAGGUUGGCGCCCCCUGUUCUAAGGAGCUCCUGCAGCUUUGUCUCUCAAGGAGACAUUUUGUGCGUGUUAGCAAAACUGGGUAAGGGACAGGCACACUUGCAUUCCUCCUGGGUACCCAUAGAGGGCAGCCUGGUGAGGCUUUGGGCAAGAAGACAGCUCUGCCUUCCAGCCUCCAAAGUCCAGGGGGCUUAAGCAUCCCAGGAGCCAGAGGGCUGCAAGGAGAAAGGCCAGAGAGAGGGUGCGAGGUUCCCCUGCCCAACUCCAGAGGGCCAAAACGGACCAAAUCCAAGGAGCUACUCAUUCGGGGAGGUGCAGGGUUUUAGGGGACUGUCAAUGGCGGAGAGUUGAGCCCUGCCGCUGCCUCUCUGCUCCCCGGGUCGGUGCCGCUGGCUCAGCUGCUCCCCGGAUCUGCGGAGGAGCAAGCUCAAAUUUUAAGGGGAAGCAGAGGUGGCGCUCUCGCCUCACGAAAAUCAGGAGGCUGAGCGUUCAAUCCUAGACAGAGGCAGAUAUU